Molecule: messenger RNA, 5032 nt
Organism: Bursaphelenchus xylophilus (pine wood nematode)
Lineage: Eukaryota; Metazoa; Nematoda; Chromadorea; Rhabditida; Aphelenchoididae
Source: the annotation of a GenBank genome assembly
AUGCCCUCGAAGAAACGUCAUGGGCCCUACGACAUUAUUGCCGACGACCUCUACGACUGUCACGUCCCCGUCUACAAUGAGCUCGCAUAUCAGCAUGGCAUUCACUUCCAAGCCAAGGUGAUAGUUUGAUCUUAUCAUAGAUUACGAUCGUAUACGGCCCAUAUAAUAAGUAUUGCUUUAGUAUAUCGGCAGCAUGGAGAUCCCCCGUCCAGGAACUCGGAUCGAGAUCGUGGCUGCGAUGCGAAGAGUUCGCUUCGAAUUCAAAGCUCGAGGAAUCAAGAAAAGACCGGUCGAGAUCACGGUCAGUGUGGAUGGAGUGCGUGUUGUCCUUCAACGGAAGAAGAAACAGCAGAAAGACUCCAGCUGGGACGAGAGUAAACUUCUCGUCAUGUUCCAUCCCAUCUACAGGUCAGUUGGUCUAAAAACAUAUUUCUUAACAAAAUUAAUGUCAUCAUUUUUACACAUUUGUUCGUAAUUGACGUAAUAAAAAAUAAAUCUUUUUUGCAGGAUCUUCUAUGUUUCCCACGACUCUCAGGACCUCCAGAUCUUCUCAUAUAUUGCCCGAGACGGUGCCUCCAACACAUUCAAGUGCAAUGUGUUCAAAUGCUCCAAAAAGGUAUGAUCUGAUUUGAUCUGGUUGUGGGUUCUGUUCUGAUCCGGUCCCUCUAAACCGAACCUUUAUCAAUGGGUUGUGAUAAGGGAUGGGAUAAGACUGGCCGCUUGUUGUCAUCACGGCGAAGGAGAGAUCGGGAGUCAGCUGCGUUUGUCGUCAAGACGGGUCCACAUGCUUGGCUUUUGAAAGCUAUACUUUUGUGUUGUUGGGGGCCAAGCAGCCUAGCCGAUCUCAUGGCCACCGACUUCUUUUUUGGCCGCAAAGGUGUCUCGAACAGCGGCAGAUCAGGGGCCAGAGAGUGAAUGAAAAUAAGAGUGAAGUCGAGGACGGGCAGGAGUAUGCCUUUCCCUCUCUCUCUGCUUGGCCAAACUCUUCUCCAUUCGGCCUCAAUCUCGCUCGUCCUGGAAGCGAUUGGCACGGCCGUUUUUACUGAGCGGACUCGAUCAAAACCCUUUUUCUUUUUACUUUAAUACAUCGUGGGAUCUGUUUUUGGCAAUCCUUGGAUUGAACGUGAUUCUUCCUCUUAGCUACGGUGUCCUCCGUCAGGUCCUUUUAUAUCCAGGCCGCUCGCGAUUAGCCUCGGUCUGGCGUCUUGUGGAUCUGCAGCGCUUCAUUUGUUCAUGAAGCGACGCCGCACAACAUUCAUUGAGUAAGGACGCCGUCGCGGUGCAGAUGCCGUCGACGGCGCCCACGAUCCCGCCUUCACCUCGCGGCGCCUCACCGAACUCGAUGAGUCCGACUCAAGGACACCAACAUGGUCAUCAACAGGGACAUCAACUUCCUUCUACGUCUGCACAAGGCCCGCCCUUGAUCUCGGUUGAACAAGCAUCCCAAUCUGCGCCAUCGGAAGAGCCGCAUUCAGCCCGACUCACUCCAACUCCAUCCCCUCAGGGCUCCAGAAGUCAUGUUACACCAACUCGUUCACCGAGGACGGGGCGAAGUCAUACGGCUUCGUUGCAGCCCGGAGGGUCCAAGACCGGUUCUAUGAACACUUUGGGCGAUGACCCUCAAACGUUGAUGUCGCCCCAACAACGAUUCUACUAUCUUAGACUUAUGGCCAAACCGGGCCGAAAGCCGGAACCCAUAAAAAUGAAAUUUGUUAGAUGGACUAAUGAAAAGGAAAAGAAAACUAGUGUUGAUGACGAAGGAUCCCUGGAAGUAAGUGAUAAACAGGGUGAAGAGGGUCGGAUCAGAUCGUUUGUUAAUUAAUUAUGACAAUUAAUUGCCAAUUUAGAGUCAAGCCAUGCGAGUUGUGCGGACAAUCGGGCAGGCUUUCGAGGUGUGCCAUAAGGUUGCGCAAGAGCAGAUGCAGGAAAAAACGACGGAAGAGGAUACCAGUUCGAUCCCUCAGAGAACGAAAGCCAAAGCAGGUUCGUCUCUUUGUUUUAUUUAUCAGAGAGGCGAGUGCGUCAGGGCGUCAAGCCUGAGUGCCACAUACAUCAUUUUUCCUGGCGCCUCAGAAUGCAUCCUGACUUUGAUUGAACACAUUUUGGUCUCCAUUUCGACGUAAUUAAUCCGAAUCGCACUUUCAGUCUCCGCUUCGGCCGCCAUCUCCGAAGAAGACGAUGAAGCCCUCGAGCAAGAUCAACGCGAGCAGCGUCAUCAACAGGAGGCGGCCGCGAUUGCGGCUGCAGCUGCAGCUACAAAUGUAGCCGGCACCUCGAUUGGGGGACGAUCCGGGACUUCAUCGCCGGCACAACCUCCUCCUGGUGGUGUUCCCAAAAGACAUUCCAUUGUAAGUAGAGUACAGAGUGCUGAUCAAUAUCUAUUGUAGUAUGUUCCACGCAAAGUGAGUUCGGAUCUGUCAGCGGUGAGUCAAGGAACGGCGAUCGAGAUGACCCAGCCUACCGCUAAUCCAAUUCCGCAACAACAGCCAACACCACAACAACCGGGCCCUUCGCAGCCACAGUCUCAGCCGUAAGUCGAUGCAAUCCACUACAAUCCUUUGUUCAGACAUCCGGGUUCACAAACGCUACCCCAUUCCCACACUUGGAAUCCCCAAAUGGGGGCCGCCUUCCCCUCGGUCCAAUCGUUGGACGCCCACACUGCCGCUGCAUAUCCGUUUAUUCCGUUGUCCCAGUUAGUCCCUUCUUCUUCGGUUCCUUAUGGCCUCAGUAGUCCAGUAAUGGUUAGUCCUUACGCAACCUUGCAACUCCCUUCCCAGUUGACCAAUCAGCCUCAAGUUAGUCCAGGCACUUCCUCCCUGGCCACGGAUACGGCUUUACAAUUGACAAGGACGUUGGAUCAGGUAUGUACUCUUGAAGAUCAUAUGUAUACCUUCAGUAUUUCCAGUAUAAUCAACAAUUGAUGCGAUCUCAGUUGGAUCAAGCUACACAGUCUGCCCAAGUGGCAAGUUGUCAGGUUCAGUUAUUACGGGAUACUCUAAAUUCAGAGACAACGGCUCGUUUAGAAGCACAAGUAAGUAUAUUUAUCGGAUAGAUAAGUAUUGCAUCUGCACGUUAUAUAUUGUCAUCACUUUAGUCACGAACACAUCAGCUCUUGAAUUCCAACAGGGAUCUACUGGAACAAGUUCAGAAUCUAGUGCAUCGAUUACAAGACUUAGAAGGAAAGAUCACUCGGCAAAUAGAGAGUUCCAUAGAGCCAGAGCAACUUCAUGGAGGCCAUCAGACCCAAGCAGGAAGUUCAAGGACCCUUCCUUCAGUCUCUGUGGUCCAACCAAGUAUUCCCAGUUCGGAAUACGCGACUUACACUCUACCCUCAUCAUCGGUAGCUCUUCAAUAUCCAUCAAGAAGGGAGCCCAAAGAACCCCAUCCUUCCACAUCACAACAACGACCAUAUCAAAUUCAGACUCUGGCUGAUCUGAGGGCGGGAUCUCUGCCACCAGAUCGAGAUAAUGACGGGAAUACGAGUGAUCAGAGAAGACGGCGAAAGGACGAUUCUGGAGCGAGAACGGAACCGGACACCGAAGACACGACCGAUUACAGUUCAUCGGAUCAGUAUGAACAAAGUAAUGUGAAUCGACCGAAAGAAGGGAUUCCUGAGUUCCAUUACAAUCUCCUUCUCUCCAACCCACAGAUCAUGAAUAAUAUGCCCAGCUUCUUUCACACAGAGCCUCUUCAACACAAUCGAAGCUCUUUGACAUCAGUUCAGCCGACGGCGAUGCCCCAGACAAGUUCCAAGUCGACUCCCAAGAUCCAUCAACCUGUCUAUCAUCAGCAUAGUCAUCCCAAAUUGGAGAUCCAAGGCAAGACCGAAGAGUUACCAAAAGAUCCGAAUCGAUUGACCAGUCCUAAGGUAAGUUCUUUUUUUUUCAAUUUCCAACGAAAGAGGUGUGGACCGAGUCGGACUUCUGAAUCUGGUGUGACUCCUGAGUUGAAUAUCUUUGAGUUGACGACUUACACAUGCUUGGCCCCUUAAAAGGAUCUUGGUUGUCCACCGUUCUCCCAUUACCUCUCUUCGUUUCCGUCUUUGGUUACAAGAUUUUAGUUGGGUUUUUGUUUGAUUUUAGAGGACGCUGAGGCGGUUCUCGCUUCAAUCCCAGCGUCUUCUGGAAGACGACUCGGGGACACCGCCCCGAACCAAAAAACCGACCGCAAGUGGAGUUUUUAAGGAAAAGGAAUUCACCCGGAUGUCGUUCAACAUCGCCCCUCCCAAGAAGCGCGACUCCAUCGUACCCGGAAGUGACAAUGACCCCUCACAUCUCGAAGGUAACGUGCCGGUUCGUGAGACAACAACUUUGUUUACAGUCCGAAGAAGAUCACGUGAUGAUGGCCAAGGAAGACGCAAGUCAUUGGCAGUGUCAGCGAAGUCAACCAAGGUCCUAAGUGAGUUCUCCCCAGCCCGGGAGCCUUCUUCCUCUAAGAACAGCACUGGAAGUCCGCAAUCAGCUCGGGCCGUGGCUUCUUCUUCCAUCGCCACUGCCAUGUAUCCACCGAUCAAAACAAAGCACGGGUUGGGAUCGCCGCUAAGCAAGGUGGGUUGAACGUGACCUUUGAUAGCGUUAUUUACGUCAUUUUGGCGUCAUCAGGCCAACUGCCAGCCGCCUUCCUUGAUUACGUCAUAAAACAAUGUUGUUUGCAGAAGAAGCAACUGGCGCCACUGUCUGUCGAGGUCAGUGAUCCCGAGGACUCGCAGAGCGGAUCCCCGCACAUGCGGACGGACAUGACACCCAUGAGGAAAAAAGUCACAGCAGACAUCGGGCCUCUGUUGCCGAACAAGACCAACUUGAUUAACAACAACAACUACGGGAAUGGCAGUCCGGGGUCCAAUGCAGUCGAUCCGGACUCGGUUAGAGGGUGAGUGAUCAGAAGAUUGCAUUAUAUAAAUUGUCCUUUACUGCAUUCUACUGAAUGAAAUGGUUUCAGAAGAACGAUGAUGGCCUUCCAACAAUUGGAUCCCAACCUUUCUUCGCGACAGAAGCGGGAUUCAGAAGGAAAUCUGCCCAACGGAGUCCUUUGA